Messenger RNA from Neomonachus schauinslandi (Hawaiian monk seal), 1119 nucleotides. RefSeq names its product Y-box-binding protein 3-like. Gene Ontology annotation, biological process: regulation of gene expression. Gene Ontology annotation, cellular component: nucleus. The record is from RefSeq and is a predicted model, not a curated record. The coding region runs from base 1 to 1119 and encodes 372 amino acids. Gene Ontology annotation, molecular function: nucleic acid binding. Lineage: Eukaryota; Metazoa; Chordata; Mammalia; Carnivora; Phocidae. The transcript has a single exon.
AUGAGUGAGGUGGGAGAGGUCACCGUCACGGAGGUGACCGCCUCAGUCUCGCCUCAAGCCACGCAGAAACUCCUGGUUUCCUUGGGAGGCGGAGAUCCUCCCCGGGCACCAGUCGCAGGCAACCUCAGCGGAGAUGCGAUCCCCAAGACCACCGCGGCAGCAGGCGCCAAGGGAAAGGUGCCCGAAAAGGUCAUCGCCAAGAGGGUGCGAGGCUCCGUCAAGUGGUUUAACGUGAAGAACGGGUACGGUUUCAUCAGCAGGCAUGAUACCCAGGAAGAUGUGUUCGUUCACCAGACGGCCAUCACCCGAAACAACCCUCACAAAUACCAGCGCAGCGUGGGCGACGGCGAGACAGUCGAGUUCGACGUGGUGCAGGGUGAGCGGGGCACCGAGGCCGCUAACGUGACCGGGCCAGCAGGUGCCCCGGUGCAGGGCAGCCGCUACGCUGCCAACCGCCCCCGCUUCCGCACGGGCUUCUACCUUCGCCGCCGCGCACCGCCCCCGCGAGGUCCCAGGGGCGCUGGGGAGGACGUCGACGAAGGUGAAGCCAGUGGCGAAGGCUUCACCGAGGCCCAGGGCCAGAGGCGCCGCCUGCCCGGCGGACCCCAAGACCAAAGGCUGCGGCGCUUCCCGCCGUACCGCAGGGCCUCCGCCGUGUCCCGCCGCCCGUCGAUCCUCGCUCCCACCAGCGGCCCGAGGCCCACCCACCUGCCCGGCUCCGCCCCAGCCUCAAGGCCCGAGGGCGCCCCGCGGCGGGGGCCAGGCCCCAGCUACCGGCUGAGUCGCCCUAGGGGCCGAGGCACCACCACUCCUGGUCCAAGACCCUCAGCGGGCAUCUCUGAGGAGCUGGACGCGGAAGACAAGGAAAGCGGACGUGAGGCCAGCGGCCCGCAGCAGAAGCCCCCGCCACGCUACGGAUCCCGCCGCCCCAACAACCCACGCCGCCGCCCACAGCAGGCGCCUGGUGCCCAGGGCCAGGACACCGUGGGAGGAGAAGGCAAGGUCGAGAAGAGCAGUGCUGAAACACCCGCUUUGGUUGCUUUGGCCAAGAAGAGCAGCGCCGCUGAGGAGGAGGACGCCUUGGUCGCCGGGGUCCCCUCUGCCACCCAGGCCAAGUAA